Messenger RNA from Xenopus tropicalis (tropical clawed frog), 3623 nucleotides. It is a transcript of the gene zfyve27, whose product is annotated as zinc finger FYVE domain containing 27. The coding region runs from base 108 to 1445 and encodes 445 amino acids. Lineage: Eukaryota; Metazoa; Chordata; Amphibia; Anura; Pipidae. The record is from RefSeq and is a predicted model, not a curated record. The transcript is spliced from 15 exons. Gene Ontology annotation, biological process: vesicle-mediated transport; neuron projection development; endoplasmic reticulum tubular network formation. Gene Ontology annotation, molecular function: endoplasmic reticulum-endosome tether activity; metal ion binding. Gene Ontology annotation, cellular component: growth cone membrane; recycling endosome membrane; cytoplasm.
CUUACUGUACCUCUGAUGUCACUUGCUGACAAGCGACUCCAAACAGGAAAUGGUGAGGGAACCGGAGACUGGGAACUGGCAGGGAAUGUGAGUGUGAGAGCGGCAGAAUGCAGCCAGCGGAGAGAGAUGCAUCUUCUCUGGGAGGAUCCAGCUGGUCUGAGGGUAGCCCAACUAUGACAGAGUCGCACUCGGAGUCUCCGCAAAGCACCACCAAGGUGCAGGCAUUUGACCUCUUCAACCUGGUAGUCUCGUAUAAGAGAAUAGAAAUAUAUUUGGAGCCUAUUAAAGAUUCAUGGGAAGGAAUCAAAUAUCUGCUGAGGUGGCAGAUGCCCCUUUGCUCAUUUUUUACCUGUAUUACACUAAAUCUCUUGCUGCUAACCCUAAAUGAAGUGGCUUGGUUCUCUGUGGGUGCCCUGUUCAUCUCAAUACCGGCUCUAAUUGGAUACCUCCAGGAAAUGUCCAAAAUCCACAUCCCUGAGCCUGAACUCGCCCGAAGGAAAUAUUACAGCGUAAGGCGGGAAGAGCUACAGAAAGUUAAGCUUUCUCGCCAAGAAGCAGUGGCAGAGUUUAAAAGUUUUUUAAUCCACUUGGAGAGCAUACUGAAUUUGAUAUGUGGCAGCUGCGAGCGAGUCUAUCAAGUCCUGUACUGGCAGAAUCCUACCGCUUCAUUUCAGCUCUAUGGACUGCUGCUGGGUGCAGUGUGCAUUAUUUAUCUCCUGCCUUUGUACUGGGUUUUGGCCAUUGUGAACAGCACUUUAUUUUUAAAGAACUCUGACUUCUACAGAGUUGUUGCUGAGUGCAAAGCAUCCUUGCAGCAGAAAGGCAGCGCUGAGAGUGUAUCUAUACGACCAGCCCAAGUUUCUCAAGAGGUAGAAAAUGGCUCCAUUUUGGAUCGUACACCUACUCCAGUACCAACCAGUUCUGAGUUCUCCUCCUGCUUGGACAGCUCAGAGUUCACAAGCCAUAAACUGAGCUUCAUUUGCACUGCAUCCCAUGAUCCCAGCCUUGUCAUGGAUCUUUCUCCGGGAAGCGUGGAAGAGGCAGAGGAGGCUGAACCAGAUGAAGAAUUUAAAGAUGCAAUUGAGGAACAACAGCUAAUGACAAUGGAUGAGGAUGAUGUGUCCCAAUGCACUGCUGAAUAUGAUAACCUCCAAGACAAUGGUUUUCUCAGCAAGAACGAGGUCAUCAAAAGCAAAGUGUCCAAACUGACCGAAAAGCUGCGUAAACGAUACCCCACCAAUAACUUGGGUACAUGCACUGGCUGCAAUGCAACAUUUUCAGUACUAACACGAAAAAGGCGCAGUUGUACCAACUGUGGAAAUAUAUUGUGUUCGAGAUGCUGUUCGUACAAAGUUGCCAAAUCAGUUAUGGGGGCAACAGCUCCAGAUGCACAGAGAGAAACAGUAUUUGUUUGUGGAAUUUGCAACCAGGCAUUAAGCAAAUAGGAACUGAACCUAUCCCUACGGACGCAGCUGAACUAUCUUCUCAAUCCUCAGUUAUGUGUAGAACCAUCUAUAGAGUGUAACAUCUCUGGUGUGAAUGUGGUAUUUACACAAACCUGUUCCUGUGUGCAUAUGCAUCUAUAGCAUUCCUGUCUCAAGUGCACUCACCUAGAUGCAUAAUGCUAUUUGUGCGGUUAUAUUCCCAGGGGAAACUGGAUCAGCAGCUUCGGCCCAAUAUCCCUCUGUUGUUUUCAGCUAAAUCUAACUGUAGGCUUUGCAAGGUUCCACGAAAAUGGCAAAAACUUUGCAUCUUCCAAUGCGCGAGGGCGAAUGAAUUUGGUUUUAAUGAGGGCUCAGCUGUAGGAAGAUUUUCAUUUGUAUAAAUGUUGCGCCCAAGGAAAGUAGAAGGGGGAAGCAUUACUCAGAGAGGCCUACAUUUGUAGAACUGGGUAACACUAAACAAGAUGACUACUGUGAUACCAUAUCCGAAGUCAGUGCAAUGUUGACUCCCACAUUUUGGCUACUGAGGUGGGUCCUUUGCAUAAGCAAAAUGGGGGACAUUAAGUUGCCAGUUAUGCAGGAGGUUUGUCAGCACAAGCACUGAAUUCUCUGCUAUUGUUAUUCUGAAAUUGACUACUGUAAGUACAUGAUUGGGACCAGUAGAAAUACCAUAGAAUUUAACUUGCACACAACCUGCACUUCUGUAUACAUUAAUACAUACUUUUUUUUUUUUAAUGAUAAUUGAGCAAACACCAUUGGUUAAAAAAUUAUGCUUUUUGUGCUCUUCCAUUGUUGCUGCUGUUAUGUCAUCAUGUUAUAUUUAUAUUUCAUUUGCUUAAAGUCUGCCUAGCGUUUAUGUUUUUAUUUUAAUUUAAAUGUUCUUGCUUUUGAGUUUUUCUCCUGAGUGCUGGAGGCAAGCCACCUCUUUUGUCUAAUAGGGAAAUAAUGGGCUGUGUGCAAUGGUUGCUCAUGAGUUGGGUAAAAAUUCUCUACUUUUUUUUAAACUGCAAAUUCAAUUUUGCAGUUUGGUUCUUUCUAAAAUGACUGUGGGGGUCAUUUAUAAACACUGGGCAAAUUGGCACCUGGGCAGUAACCCAUGGCAACCUGUCAUACCUGCAUCUGACUGGAAAACUGUAAUCACUGAUUGGUUGCUAUGGGUUACUGCCAAAGUGCAAAUUUGCCCAGUUUUUAUAAAUGAGUGCCUGUGUUUUGCUCAGCUCCCCACAUUCCUCUGCAUAUUUUGGUCUGCAGGGAGGGAGGGAAGGGAGGGCUACAAGGGCAAAGUAAGGCAUACUUGAGGUGGGCCCAAUGUACUACAAGUAAUAAGCAACACUGGAGUUUAUGUUGUUUCUUGUUUUGUUUUGUGCAUUUGCCUUAGUCUGUUUAAUUUUUAUAAGUGAAUGUGCUUCCUUUUUACAAAAUAGAGAUAAAUACAAUAUAUUAAUUAUUGACCAUAUCUUUUUAGCUAGCUUUUAAAAAGUAGGAUUGGGUCAUGGAUUUCUGCUUGGUGUGCAGCGAAGAUUAUACAAGUAUGAGAUCCAUUAUCCAGGCAGCUCAGAAUUACAGGAAGGAUCUCCCAUAGACAAAUAACUAUUUGUAUUGCCAUAUGUUUGAAACAUUUUUCCUUUUUCUCUGUAAUAAUAAAACAGUACCUUGUACUUGAUCCCAACUAAGAUAUAAUUACCCCUUAUUGGGGGCAAAACCAACAAAUAAAAUGUUAACUAAACCCAAUUUUUUCAUAGCCUUAAGGUAUGAAGACCCAAAUUGUGGAAGGAUCCCUUAUCUGGAAAGCUUUCUGGAUAAUAGAUCCCAUACUGAUACUUAGACAAAAGGAAAACUUCAGGUUUUCUGGAAAUAGAAAAUGCAAAUAAAGUUUCGUUUUUAUUAGGCAUUUGGUAACAUUGAUAAAAAAACACCUUUUUUUAAUACAAGUAAAGUCAAUUUGGGAGAAAAAAUGUUUUGUUUCAUGUUAACAACCUGUGGUGUUCUCUGCCAUUGCUGCCUGGGAAGUACUGCAAGCUAAAUCCAUGUGUAUAAUGGAUGCUGAGGUUUAAUGAAUAGAUUUUUUUCCUUUUAAGUUUUGAAUUAAUUCCUCCUCUUUUAAUACUCAGUCACGUACCAAUACCGUUCAAAAUACAGUUCUGAAUAAAAAUAAAAUUCCUCAUAUAGGAAUAAAUGGAA